Molecule: messenger RNA, 1752 nt
Organism: Protopterus annectens (West African lungfish)
Lineage: Eukaryota; Metazoa; Chordata; Ceratodontiformes; Protopteridae
Gene: MFAP2
Product: microfibril associated protein 2
Exons: 9
Coding region: 154-702 (182 amino acids)
Biological process (GO): embryonic eye morphogenesis
Cellular component (GO): microfibril
Source: RefSeq, a predicted model, not a curated record
ACAAAAUCUGGUGUCCCAUUUGAGGAGUUUUUGGAACUGGGGCAGAGUGACUCUGUACAGAAGGAAGGCAGCAGUCUUUAGGAUCAUCAGCUGAACAACUGCAGCAAAUUUAGUUAACUACUAGGUCUGCUGUUUCCUGCUCUUCUAACAGUCAUGAAGCCCAUCAGAAUACUACUCCUGUGUCUACCUGUUCUGCUGGCACAACAACAGUAUGACGCUGAUCCAGUCCAUGACGAAGGGGAUGGACCUCCAUACCCAGAUUAUGAUACUUACCCAGAUCCAGAGUAUGUAGACCAAAUACCACAAUCCAGUCACCAAUAUGAGUACCAAGAACAGAACCGACAACCAGAGCAACUAGUGAUGCCAGUACCAACUGAAACUUUGCCUACUGCAACAGAACCAACAGAGCCUGGCCCUUUGGAUUGCAGAGAAGAGCAAUAUCCUUGCACCAGAUUGUAUUCUGUUCACAAACCUUGCAAAACUUGCUUGAGUAACAGCCCAACAAAUCACCUCUGUUUUUACAGCCUUCGAAGAGUAUACGUUAUCAACAAGGAGGUCUGCGUCCGCACUGUCUGUGCUCAUGAAGAGCUGCUUAGAGCUGACUUCUGCCGAGACAAGUUUGCCAAAUGCGGUGUGAUGGCAAGCAGUGGUUUGUGCGGCUCUGUGAGUUCUUCCUGCAUCAAGAGCUGUGGAAUCUGUUAAUUAUCAGCCAGUUGGCAUGCAAGUGGCGUAACAAGCAAAACCAACUUAAGAUGAGAUUGUGUGACGAUGGCUUUUUUAUAUGAGAAGAAAAAAACACAACUGUAACAAUAGUAGUUUUUAUACUUCCUAAACCCAUGGUGCUACAUACAUACUGUUUUUUAAAAGUGCACAUAAUUUUAGAUAUUUUGUCUAUUAGUAUAUUUGUAGAAUUUGUGAGCCAUUUGGCAUGUUUUAUUAAAUACCAUUCAGGGUAUCUAACCCUUGGUACAGCCGAGCUGGCGGUAUUGCUGGUAUUUGCUGCUGCUGCUUUGUCCUUUUGAGUUUUAGCUUGAGCGUGCCCUCAAGCUGAAAUAAAUUCAGAGCACAUACAGUAAGUAGAUCAUUGUCCUCAACAAUGACACUUCUGACAAUGACCAUUCUUGGGUCUAGUUACCACUGUUAAAGCUGCACAUUGCAGGUAGGCUGGGUUAAUACAGAUGCACCUCCUUGGUUACUUCAGAGCUCUGAGUUACCUCAAAGUCAGAAAUAGCUGUUAGGUAGACAUAUUAGCAUGUCUUGGCUUAUUGCAGUGUCUCGUCAAGAAAACAUGACUACUAUAAAAUCUGUAGGGACAAAAUAACAUCACAGUGAUGAUGAAUGUAGACAGCCCUACAAAAAACUCUGACUUGUGGAGGAGUGACUGUACUCUCAUUUUUUUUUAUUAUUUCUGCUCAGCUCGUAGACACUUUGUUGUCUGUUCUGAGAAAAUUACAUACAAAACUCCAGGCAUUUAAAUGAGUUCCAUCCCUAGUUUGAACUGCUGAGCAGCAUAAUUCAUUGUUUAAUGGCAUUCUGUAAGAUUUUUAUACUAGUCGUUAUCUUCUGCAUUAAUUAGGAAAUCCAGUUUAAAUUUUUAUUUUCUGGAAAUAGUACAAGGAAUCAGUUUCAUUGUUUUUUAAAGGUGCUGAGAAGUACAAUGUUGCUGUAUAACCUUUGUUGAAUUUACUUUUCACUUGCAUAUGGUGCUAUAUAAAAUUUUUGUACAAAUUACAAUAAAUAAAACUGCACUUA